GGAGAUUAGAAAAAGAGUAUGACUGUGAAAUUAUUAUUACUCCACCGAGUAUUGAUUAUCAGAUAAUUUUAUCUAGUGGGGAAACGAUAGCAGUUAACAACCCCCAGAAAAUACCGACCAAGGAUAAAAUGAAAAUUAUUGAAGAAUUGUUUAUUAAUUUAAAUAUUGCUACUCCCGAGGAGCAGUUGGGAGAGAUUUCCCAAUUAUGCCAAGAUAAACGGGGCUCGCUCUAUCAGUUGAAUUAUCAUUUGCCUUUUGCCGAAUUUAUUCUCGAUUUUCAUGAUAAAAUUAAAUCAAUUUCUCACGGCUAUGCUUCUUUUGAUUAUCAAAUAAUUGGGUUUAGACCUAGUGAUAUUGUGAAAAUAGACAUUUUAUUAAACAAUCAAUUAAUUCCCGAUUUAUCUUUUUUAGCACACCGAAGUUCGGCUUAUGAACGUGCUAAAACCACCUGCGAACAAUUGAAAAUGACUCUGAAUCGGCAAAAUUUUCCCGUUCCGAUUCAGGCUGUUGAUGGCAACCACGUAAUUGCCCGAGAGACCCUACCAGCUUUAAAAAAAAAUGUUAUAUCUCGGAUUCAUGGAG
This is a messenger RNA of Racocetra persica, 582 nucleotides long. The record is from the annotation of a GenBank genome assembly. Lineage: Eukaryota; Fungi; Glomeromycota; Glomeromycetes; Diversisporales; Gigasporaceae.